This is a messenger RNA of Solanum stenotomum, 573 nucleotides long. RefSeq lists its product as uncharacterized. The record is from RefSeq and is a predicted model, not a curated record. Bases 1 to 573 code for a protein of 190 amino acids. The transcript has 2 exons. NCBI's taxonomy places the organism in Eukaryota, Viridiplantae, Streptophyta, Magnoliopsida, Solanales, Solanaceae.
AUGAAUAUUAUGAAGGAUGCCAUCUCCGAGGCAGUAAAAAGUGUCCAAUCUUCGAGGAAGAUAACAGGACUUGAGUAUGAGGACCUUUGCAUUCACCCUGACUUGGAAAUACCCGAAGGUUACAAAAUUCCAAAAUUUGAAACCUUCAAUGGUAUUGGGAACCCUAUGACUCAUCUACGAGCUUAUUGUGAUAAACUUGUGGGCAUCGGGAAAAAUGAUGCAUUGAUUAUGAGAUAUUAUUUGGAAAAAAUCAAGCAAAAGAACACGGAGGACUAUCGUGAAUAUGCGUGUCGCUGGAGGAAAGAAGCUGCAAAGGUACAACCUGUGAUGACUGAAAGCAAAAUAACCUCUGCUUUUAUUCGAGCUCAGGAGCCUGAGUAUUAUGAAAGGAUGUUGCCUAUGAUGGGACAGAAGUUUUCGGAGUUGAUCAGAAUGGGAGAAGCCAUAGAAGAUGGCCUCAAGUCUGGAAAGGUUACAAGUCUCACUGCCUUGCAGGCCGCCAACAAAUCCUCACCAUCCAUAACCACAGAAUUCACUAGGAAAAAGAAAGAGGACGUCUGCUGUAUCUUUUAG